GUCUCUGCUUCUGCUGGUGCUCUUCGGUCGCAGCGCAGCCUUCGAGGUGCCAACAAACCUUAACUGGGACUCUGCCGUGGCGCCUGGCCGGGGUCGGGUAAGUCAGCUCCGACCCGCAGAAGGCUUUUGGCAAGGUGCGGAGAUGGAGGCGGCGGACGCGGAGGCGGCGGCGGAAGACAUCUGGUCUCCCCUUCGGCCGCUGCUUCUCAGCCUCCUGCUGGGGCUCGGCGCCGGCCUUGCUGGCGCCCCCGCUCGCGCUGCAGACCUGGAGAAUGGCCAGGGUAUCUUCUUGGCAAAUUGUGCAGCGUGUCACGCAGGCGGCAACAAUGCCGUGCAGCCUGACAAGAAGCUGAAAAAGGAGGCUCUAGAAACGUACGGAAUGUUUGAUGUGGAGCGAAUAAAGUAUCAGGUCACGAACGGCAAGAAUGCAAUGCCGGCCUUCGGUGAGCGUCUUGGCCCGGAAGACAUCGAGGACGUCGCCAACUAUGUUAUUGAUCAAGCGAACAAAGGCUGGUCAUGA
Messenger RNA from Symbiodinium necroappetens, 520 nucleotides. The record is from the annotation of a GenBank genome assembly. NCBI's taxonomy places the organism in Eukaryota, Dinophyceae, Suessiales, Symbiodiniaceae.